UGUGCACUUAGCUAUAACAGCUAGCUAUCAGUUCACAUAGAUGUGAUCUAGAAUUCGAACCAUAAUAGUAUUACAUGUACAGUUACUGUAUAAUAUAUAAAGGCAUCAGCUAGUUCUAUAGUGCAUUUGAAACAAUAUUGAAAUGAUCAUGAAAUUGCAACUGCUGAUGAUCUGCUCUAUCCUUGGUCUGGGGUCAGCCUGGAACCAACCCAGCACCUGCUAUGUGAGACAGUCUUCAUGCUCUGGGGACUCGGAGGUCAAAGAGGACAUCAGAAGGAUAAGAGAAACUUUAGAGAGCUCAUUAGUAUCAAUCAGUGCUUCUCUGGAACAACUUGUUACUCAACAGUGUGCAGAGGCUGUAACUACCGACCCUCCAACAGAAUCAGCUGCAACUACCGAGAUACCUUCUACAAUAGGAACAUUUGAUGAUCCAGCAAGCUCUUGUAGUGACAUCCCUCAAGACAGACCAUCUGGAGAAUACUGGAUUGCCACUGACAGUACUAGCUCUCCUGUUCAGGUCUACUGUGACAUGAAUCGAACAAGCUGUAGCUGCAACACUGCAGGAGGAUGGAUGAGGAUAGCCAACCUUGACAUGACCGAUCCCAACCAAAACUGCCCAGAAGGAUUCAACGAACGAUUUAUUCAAUCUCCAACUACACCCACUCGUAUUUGCGGCAGGGUUCGGCCAACAGCUGGGUGUGUGUCCACCACAUACCCUACACAUGGCGUACCAUUUUCUAUUAUCUGUGGAAGAAUCACUGGAUAUCGUGAGGGCUCACCUGAUGGCAUAAGGAACAAUAGCGUAGACGAUAUAUAUCUUGACGGUGUCAGUCUCACGUACGGAAUGUUGCCACGGGAACACAUCUGGAGUUUUGUUGGUGGGGAAAUCAAUUCCGGUUCAACUGUCCCUUCGUUUGUGGGUAAUGAUUAUUUUUGCGGCAUUAACGAUAUCCCAGAGCCGAACUGGGCUGCCCCACAAUCAUCUUGCACACAUAACUGCUGUAUAAUCAACAAUCCACCGUGGUUCUGUAAGCAACUCCCUCAACCGACUACAGACAAUAUCGAGUUGAGGAUUUGUGGUGAUGAUGGUAUUGUUAACGAAGACACACCCAUCGAGCUCGUUGAGAUCUAUGUACGCUGAUCUUGCGCUAAUUGCAUGCAUUUUUUGCAAUGCCUCAUUGACUUUAAUUAUACAUUCUGUGCAUUUAGUAAUCCAUGCAGAAAUUGUUACUGACACACACCCA
Halichondria panicea is the source of this 1244-nucleotide messenger RNA. RefSeq lists its product as uncharacterized. The record is from RefSeq and is a predicted model, not a curated record. The transcript is spliced from 2 exons. Lineage: Eukaryota; Metazoa; Porifera; Demospongiae; Suberitida; Halichondriidae. The coding region runs from base 143 to 1141 and encodes 332 amino acids.